Mesorhabditis spiculigera is the source of this 306-nucleotide messenger RNA. NCBI's taxonomy places the organism in Eukaryota, Metazoa, Nematoda, Chromadorea, Rhabditida, Rhabditidae. The record is from the annotation of a GenBank genome assembly.
AUGGCCGAUGCUGUCGAGCUGAUCACCGACCCGCCAGAGAUCACGAUGAAAGCCGCCGGCGACAAGUUCUCCCUGCAGCUGAUCAACACCUCAGCCAAGAAGAUUUGCUUCAAGGUGAAAUCGUCGAACAACAAGCUCUUCCGCAUCAUCCCCGUCUUCGGCAUCGUCGACUCAGGCCAGGGCACUCCGUUGGAGAUUGAGCGCGUGGCGGGCCCACCGAAGGUCGACAAGCUGGUCGUGGAAUACAUGUACUGUGAAGGGUCACCGCCAAAUGCUGAGGCGUACUUCAAGGUAAGCGCCAGCCUA